AUGGCACGAAGCAUAUUUUUCGUAAUUGAAGGCAAUUAUUCAGCAAACCCACUCAUUAAAAGCUCUGCUUUCAGACCGAUGGAUGAUGAUGUUAUUGAACUAAACGUCGGUGGAACGCACUACAGUACCAUUCGACAGACGUUAAAAAAAGAUCCUGACACAUUGCUUUAUAGAAUAGCAAGCUCUUCUAAACCAUUACCAAAAGGAAUAGUUCAACUAGACAACAACAAGUAUUUUAUCGAUCGAGAUGGCCUCCUAUUUUCUCACAUACUCAACUACCUAAGAACAGAUAAACUAAUAUUGCCUGAAGGAUUCACCGAGACUGGUCGUCUGAAAGAUGAAAUUGAAUUCUACGAAAUUGAAAAGCUACGGGAUGCACUUGGUCCACAGUUGCAUGCACUGACCCAUCUUAAACCAAAACUCUCCAAUGGUGGUUUGUAUCCCAUGAACGAAACUGGUGGUUACAUUACUCUUGGCUAUCGAGGCACAUUCGCAUUCGGAAGAGACGGCCAGGCGGACGUUAAAUUCCGGAAAUUGCACAGGAUUCUCGUAUGUGGAAGAGCGACAUUAUGCCGAGAAGUUUUUGGGGAGACCUUGAACGAAAGUCGUGAUCCUGGUGGACCGGACGACGGCGAGCGCUACACUUCCAGGCUCUAUCUCAAGCAUCAAUGUCUCGAACGAGCUUGUGACGUGAUGGCUGAAAAAGGUUUCAAGUUGGUCGCUACGUGUUGCAGUGGUGCUAACGGACUCGCCGCUGCUAGUCAUCCUAUCGUCGCCGGUGCUCUCAGUGGGGCCAGCACCACGGUAAUUGUUCAAUGUUUUUCACCUUCACUAUUUGUCAGAUUCACUUCUCAUUGGGCAAAUCUUCAAUUACGAAUUCUCAGAUAG
This is a messenger RNA of Ostertagia ostertagi, 888 nucleotides long. The record is from the annotation of a GenBank genome assembly. Lineage: Eukaryota; Metazoa; Nematoda; Chromadorea; Rhabditida; Trichostrongylidae.